AUGGAUACACACACGCUCAAAUCCGUUUCAGAUUUGCCUCCGAAUUUCCGAUCAGCUUUUAGUUUCAGAUACUUCAACUCGCUGCAGAGCGAGUGUUUUCCACUUUGCUUCCACUCAGAUAUCAACAUGGUUAUCUCAGCUCCCACGGGGAGUGGUAAAACCGUUCUUUUUGAGCUGUGCAUCUUGAGGCUGCUGAAUAAGUCUAUCUCUAGUGAUGGAAGGUUUCUCCAUGCUAAAGGAGCUCUUAAAACAGUUUACAUAUCUCCGUCCAAGGCUUUAGUACAGGAGAAGCUGCGUGAUUGGAAUCAGAAGUUUAAUUCAUGGGGGAUCAGUUGUUUGGAGCUGACUGGUGAUAACGAAACCUAUAGCUCAAAGAAUAUACACGACGCAGAUAUUAUCUUGACCACACCUGAGAAAUUUGAUGCAGUGAGUCGUUAUCGCGUUACUAGUGGAGGCUUAGGUUUUUUCGGUGAUAUAGCACUUGUGCUCAUUGAUGAAGUUCACCUGCUGAAUGAUCCACGAGGAGCUGCUCUCGAGGCAAUUGUCAGUAGAAUAAAGAUUCUUUCUAGCAAUCAUGAACUAAGGCUAAGUACUUUAGCCUCCGUGCGUCUUCUGGCUGUUUCAGCUACAAUUCCAAACAUUGAGGAUCUAGCGGAAUGGCUCAAGGUUCCUACUGCAGGAAUUAAGAGGUUUGGCGAAGAAAUGAGACCUGUUAAGUUGACAACUAAAGUUUUCGGAUAUGCUGCUGCCAAGAAUGACUUCCUCUUUGAAAAGAAAAUCUAUGAAUUUGCAGACAUUUUAAUGCAAUACUCAAAAGGAAAAUCUGCCUUAGUUUUCUGCUCGACAAGAAAAGGCGCUCAAGAAGCUGCCCAAAAGCUUGCGCAAACUGCAAUGACCUAUGGCUACUCAAAUCCAUUUAUUAAAAGCAGAGAACAGCUGGAACGAUUAAGGGAGGCUUCGCCAAUGUGCAGUGACAAACAAAUGCAGUCUUAUAUUCUCCAAGGCGUUGGUUAUCACAACGGUGGUCUUUGCCAAAAAGACCGCAGCCUCGUAGAAGGGCUCUUCCUUAGUGGAGAUAUCCAAGUUCUUUGCACGACCAACACUCUUGCUCAUGGAAUCAACCUGCCUGCACAUACAGUCGUCAUCAAAUCAACUCAACAUUUCAACAAGGAAAAAGGUCACUACAUGGAAUAUGAUCGUUCCACACUAUUACAGAUGUGUGGCAGGGCUGGUCGGCCUCCAUUUGAUGACACGGGAAUGGUUGUUAUUAUGACUAGAAGAGAGACGGUCCAUCUGUAUGAGAAUCUCUUGAAUGGAUGCGAGGUUGUUGAAUCACAAUUGCUGCCAUGCUUAAUAGAGCACCUAACUGCAGAAAUAGUUCAACUUACUGUCUCUGACGUUACACGGGCAAUUGAGUGGAUGAAGUGCUCAUACUUGUAUGUCAGAAUGAAAAAGGCAGGUUCACAUGCUAUCUCAAAUCCUGAGAAUUAUGCUAUUAAGAAAGGAAUUCCUAAAGAUCGAGUAGAGAAGCAUUUGCAAGAGCUUUGCCUUCAGAAGAUCAAUGAGCUGUCAAGCUAUCAGAUGAUAUGGACUGACAUAGACGGUUUUGUUUUGAAACCAGAAGGUAUUGAGAUUUAUGAUUGCAUAUUUUUCAAUUUCAAAUUUAAUUGUCUCUCGUUGGUUUGUGUAGAGCCCGGAAGACUGAUGACAAAGUAUUAUCUAAAGUUUGACACAAUGAAAUACAUUAUUCAUGCGCCAACGGGAUAUAGCUUGGACGAGGCUCUUCAUAUUGUAUGCCGUGCUGAAGAGAUAUCUUGGAUACAGCUCAGACGAAACGAGAAGAAGACCUUAAAUGAUGUAAAUGCAGAUAAAGAAGGGCGGCUCAGAUUCCACAUCAAUGAUAAUAAAGGAAAGAGGAAAAAACGCAUCCAAACCAGAGAAGAGAAACUCUUUGUGCUUGCAAAUGAUUGGUUGACUGGGGAUCCUUCAGUCCAUGAUUUAUCCAUGACUCAGGACGCUAACUCGAUAUGCUCGAAUGGAUCCAGAAUAGCUAGAUGCAUGAAAGAGUACUUUAUAUAUAAAAAGAACUAUAAAGGAACGAUUAGCUCAACUCUUCUUGCCAAAUCACUCUUUCAAAAGCUCUGGGACGACAGUCCCUAUUUGCUGAAACAAUUGCCUGGCAUUGGAAUGGUUACAGCAAAGGCACUUCAUUCGAUGGGAGUCAGGUCAUUUGAAGCUCUUGCUGAAGCUGAUCCAAGAAGGAUAGAGAUUGUUACCGGUCGAAAAUAUCCUUUUGGAAAUCAUAUCAAGGAAUCUCUGUCUUCUCUACCUCCAAAAGUAGAAAUCAAGGUUGAGGAAGUUGAGUGUCAGAAGCAAGGGGUAUCUAAACUAGCAGUCACAUUGACUCGGCUAUCACAACCUCUCGUAUCCACAAAGCGCCAUUAUGCUGAUAUGAUUGUUGGUUCAGAGGAAGAAAAUCACAUCCAUUUUCAUGAGAAAAUAAGUCCCUAUAGCGUCACGAUACUCCUGGAGAGGCCCCAACAGGCUAAGGUGACUGUGAAGGCUGAUCUCAUCUUUGAAGAGUACAUUGGUAUUGAUCUCCAUGAAUCACUUAUAUUGAAGAAGGCAAGCAACAACACAGUAAAUUACAAAAGCGAAAACAGGCUGCCACAUUAUUAUCCUCCUAUGGUGAAUGUCUGCAUAGUAGAUGAUGAUAACACCCCAGUAAAAUCUGCACCUCCAAACCGGAAGGAUCAAAAAGAUGAUAUGCCUAGUUUCAAGCUCAUAGAUGAAGACUCAGAAGAAGAGAAAGAGUCCUAUGUGACGAUGGAAGAAGACGACUGCGUCAUUAUCAAUGAACAUACAGUCUUUGACCACAUACGUCAAAAAGCAAAGUGUUAUCCAUCAUUGAGCACUUUGAAUCCAACAUCUCUGGCAUCAGAGAAAUCAACUCUGAAAAGGAAGAGCUUAGUGAUAGAUUCUCCUGAGCUCGAUCCUCUAUUUCAGUAUGAUUCUGUGUUUGCCUCACCUACAACUACCAAAGACAUCAAACAAACCGCACAGCAAAUCACAAGCCCGGUUUAUGCAAGCAACGGGAAAACAGAGAGACCAUUCUCAGAUGAAACAAUAUUCAACUACAUAAGGAAAAGGUCCAAGAACUCUCCCAUACUCGCCACAUCAAAAAUGGAGGAUCAUAUAACCAUCUUUCCUCAAGAAGGAAGAAACGCAGAGACAAGUCCGUAUAGAUCAAACGGUUUACUGACUAGUCCUUCUGCUAAAACACGAAGCAUCAAAUCUGAUACACCUGCUGAGAUGCUGUCGUUUGACAUCUCCAUGGCAAAGAGAUCCAACACCAACUUAGAGGAGGAGAAGAAAGGAUCCUGCUCCACACAUGCAGGUAAGUCCAAUGGUACUUCUGAUUCUUUUCUUGGAUUUAAAAGCAUCUUCUCUUUUCUGUGA
Messenger RNA from Eruca vesicaria subsp. sativa (arugula), 3459 nucleotides. The record is from the annotation of a GenBank genome assembly. Lineage: Eukaryota; Viridiplantae; Streptophyta; Magnoliopsida; Brassicales; Brassicaceae.